CAGUCACGUGAUGUAAACCAAGAUGGCGGCGCCCACGGCCAAAACGUGAAGCUACUUCGAGAUUCGGCUACCACCUGAUAUUUAAUAUAUCAAGCAAGAUGUCGCGAUUGAUCGUCAAGAAUCUCCCUAAUGGGAUGAAGGAAGAUAGAUUCCGAGAACUUUUUGCUGCAUUUGGGAAUUUAACCGAUUGCACCCUGAAAUAUACGAACGAUGGCAAGUUCCGAAAAUUUGGCUUCAUUGGUUUUAGCUCAGAAGACGAUGCCAAAGCAGCACUGAGCCACUUCAACAAGAGCUUCAUUGACACAUCCCGUAUUUCUGUGGAACUAUGUAAAGCAUUUGGUGAUCCUACUAAGGGAAAGGCAUGGAGCAAGUACUCUCAGAGUAAAAGCAAGGAUGUGACAAAGAAUGAGCGUGUAGCAAAGACAGCAGAAGACAGUAAGACGGCAACAACAAAGAAGAGCUCCGUUUUGGAGGAUCUGGAAAAAGACAGCGGCUUCAAAGAAUUUCUCAGUGUGCACCAAAACAGGAGCAAGGUAGCUACAUGGGCUAAUGACACACUGGCUGAGCCUAUGGAAAAGGGGAAGAGCCGUUCCCAGGAUGAUUACCUCAACUUUGAUUCCGAUUCUGAGCAAGAAUCUGCUGAUGAGAGUGAGGAUGGAAAAAAAAAUGCAGAUGAGAAGCUUGCCUUACAAUCCGAGAUUUCAGAUAUGGACUACCUAAAAUCCAAGGUAGUGAGAGAGCCCUCAACUGCCAUUUCUGAAGAUGAAGAGGAAAAAGAGGCAGACCAAGAGACAAUCGCUACCAAGAGUAAGGUAGCUGGGUCUGCUGAGAAGAGUAGACCAGGAAAGAAAGAGAAACCACCUGUUCAGAAUGAGCCUACAACACCAUAUACUGUCAAACUGAGAGGAGCACCAUUCAAUGUAACAGAACAAAACGUUCGGGAGUUUCUUCUACCACUAAAACCGGCAGCUUUUCGAAUAGUGCGGAAUACUUAUGGAAACAAGACUGGUUAUAUUUUUGUGGACCUGAACAGUGAAGAUGAUUUACGUAAAGCUCUCAAGAAGAAUAAAGAUUAUAUGGGUGGAAGAUACAUUGAGGUGUUCCAGGUUGAGCAAGCAAAAGAACCACGUCCCUCAGGAAAAUCACAAAACAGACCAUGGGAACAGCGUCAAAAGGAUUCUGAGCUGCAGGAAGAUUUGUCCGACUCCGGAAGACUUUUUGUUAGAAAUCUUCCUUAUACCUGUACGGAGGCAGACUUGGAGGCUUUAUUCUCCAAAUACGGUCCUCUCUCUGAAAUCCAUUUUCCAAUUGACAAGCUAACAAAAAAGCCUAAGGGUUUUGCCUUUGUUACAUUCCUCAUUACGGAACAUGCCGUUAAAGCUUAUACAGAGGUUGAUGGACACAUUUUUCAGGGCCGAAUGCUUCAUGUUCUUCCCUCCAAUGUGAAAAAGGAAGAUGAGGGUGAGGUGGGAGCAGAUUCUGGUUAUAAGAAACAAAAAGCUAUGAAGGACAAAGCCAACAGUUCCAGUUCUCACAACUGGAAUACACUGUUCAUGGGGACCAGCUCAGUGGCUGAGGUCAUUGCUCAAAAGUACAACACUAGCAAAAGCCAAGUACUGGAUCAUGAAGGAAAAGGCAGCGUUGCUGUCAGAGUUGCAUUGGGAGAAACCCAGAUUGUUCAAGACGUGCGUCAGUUCCUUCUAGAUAACGGAGUUUCUCUGGAUUCUUUCAGUCAGGCUGCUUCACCACGUAGUAAGACAGUGAUUCUUGUUAAGAACCUCCCGGCUGGUACUCAGGUGGCAGAACUUCAGGAGGUGUUUGGACGCUUUGGAGAUCUGGGAAGAGUUUUGCUGCCAGAAGGUGGAAUAACGGCCAUUGUGGAAUUUCUUGAACCAACUGAAGCUAAGCAAGCUUUCCGGAAAUUAGCGUAUACAAAAUUUCAGCAUGUCCCCCUUUACUUAGAGUGGGCACCUAUGAAUGUUUUUAGUAGCCCACCUGCUGAGAAGACAACGGAGCCAGUGCAGGUUGGCAAGUUAGAUGAGCAAAGCAAAGAGAGUGUUGAAGAGAAACCAGGAGACAAAAAUGUGUCGGAGGAGUCUGAAGAAGAUGAAGAAACACUUCCAGGCUGCACAUUGUUCAUUAAGAACCUGAACUUUAGUACCAGUGAGGAAACUCUUAAAGAGGUCUUUUCAAAAGUUGGUGCUGUGAAAACCUGUAGCAUUUCUAAGAAAAAAGAUAAGCAAGGUGACCUUCUGUCUAUGGGCUUUGGAUUUGUAGCGUAUCAGAAGCCAGAACAUGCACAAAAAGCUCUACGACAGCUGCAGCACUGUACAGUUGACGAUCACCAGCUAGAAGUUAAACUAUCAGAACGGGCAAUCAGACCAGCAGUAUCCACCAAUCAUAAGAAGCAGGUGAACAAAAAGCAGAAGAGCUCAAAGAUUCUUGUUCGAAAUGUUCCCUUCCAGGCCACGGUUAAGGAAGUCCAGGAGCUGUUCAGCACCUUUGGUGAACUGAAGACCGUUCGUCUGCCUAGGAAGAUGGCUGGCAGCGGCUCUCACCGGGGUUUCGGCUUUGUGGACUUUGUAACCAAAAAAGAUGCCAAGAGAGCAUUCGAUGCUCUUUGUCACAGUACCCAUCUGUACGGGCGUAGGCUAGUCCUGGAGUGGGCAGACACAGAGGAGAGUGUGGAAUCUCUCAGGAGAAAAACAGCUGAGCAGUAUCAUGGUCUGCCGAAAAAGAAGAAAUCCUCUGCCCUGAUGGAGGAUUUUAUGGGGAGCUUAGAGCCGGAUGAUGCGGAUGAGUAAGAUGUUUCCAUGGCUUUGAAGCCAUUUUCAUCCUUUAUAACAUCUGUGGACGACUGAGUCCCUAUUUCAAGGCCUUCAUUGGACACUGAUGGAAUUGCGUGACUUCUGGCCCACUGUGACUUUUAAUACAAGAGAGCAUUUUAUACCAGAACCGGCGUUACCUGCAGCUUGCCGUCAAUGGACUUUUUUUUUUUUAAAGAUGUGUUUUAAAGAUAAAAUGUAAAAGCACAAUCGUGAGAGCCAUCAUUGGCUUCUGUCAACAUGUAAUCUGUUUAGGGCAUAUAUUAGGUUCCAAGAUGGUUAACAGGGUGAGCCAUUACCCUCUCAGUGCAUUAUGGGACUUGACGGUUAUGACAUGUCCUGUUAAUCAUAGGCCCGGGGGGGCAGUUAGAAGGCCUGCUUGGUUAAUUAAAAUAUGCUUUUUCCAUAUUUAUGGUCCUUGAUUCCUUUAAAUAUUGAGAAAAAAAAGCAAAAAACACCCAGUCUAUAGAAAUAUCAUACCGGAGAAAGAGAGAGGCUUAUUCAGAUUUUAGGAUCCGCAUAAUCUUUGUAAAUAUGGGCACAAUGUUCUUUUUUUUAUGAGUGUUAAUAUAUUUUUAAUGCCAUUUUAUUACUAAUAAAAAUCAGCAAAGUAGAAGUGGGUACUAGUAUUGGAGCUAUAACCUUUUACAGACUGUCUAGGGUUAAUCCCUGGGUUGUGGGGCAGUGUGAAGAUGUUAACGCAAUGUGACAUUUGUGAAAUUGAGCCUCAGCGUUGCCACGGUGACAGCCGGACCGCCAUGCUGCCUGAUGAGAUGUUAAAUGGUUUUGGCCUCCUGUCAGUGCGAAGCCCUUCCCCAGGGUGGGGGCGGCUGCUCAAGGGACCCUUCGCUUCAUCCCUGCUCAUCCAAAACCAGGCAGAGGUGAUGUCCAGCCAUGGGACAGAGUACUAUUUAUUUCUAAGCUACCGGUUUUACUGUCAUUUUAUACUGGCCCAAUGAGCGGAUUCCAUUGUCGUUCUGUUCUUUCUACACCGACACACAGAUAUACAUAGAUGUCCUUUCACAUAUACAGCAUGACUUCUGCAGCCUCAUACUAUACUGUGUCUGUACAUUACACCAUGUUGGGGUAUCCAUGCAGUAGCCUAAACGCUAGGAGGCACCAAGACUGUACCUAUAACCGCUGCCGGGUAAUUCAAAAAUGUCAAGAAUUUUAUAGCAGAAAGAAAACCUAGAAAGUUACUUAAAUGUAGUACAAUUAACUUUAAGUUACUCACAACUGUAUUCAUUAUAUGGUGCGACAGGUUUUAAUUGUAGGAUUUUUCUCAAUCCUUGGUUCCUAUCGAAUCCUGUAUCGUGUAUGUAGUCGUAGUUUGCAUUUUCUUCAAGCACGACCCCGAAUAUCCCACAUCUUGUCAAACAAAAUGGAGAAGCAGCCUGAGAAGUUUGUGAUGUACAUUCAUACAACAGUGCAAAAAAAAAGGUCCAUUAAAAACGUCCGUCUUGAAUUGUAUAGGGGCUGUCGGUCCGUGAAAACGGAUAUUUAAGGCCAGUUAAAAAAACGGCUUUUUGAAUAGACCAACAGACUUCAAUGGAUCGGAAAUGGUUUCUUUGUCAUGUGAAAGUAUCCUAAGACCGCUUUAACAGUGUUCGGUCAGUGAUUUUGAGCCAAAACCAGGUGCUGCUCUUAACAUAGAACAGGUGUAGAUCUUUCCCUUAUACUUUAUCUCUGUGUAGACUCUGCUCCUGGUUAAGGGUCCAUUCACACGUCCGCAAAUGGGUCCGCAUCCGUUCCGCAAUAUCGGGAACGGGUGCAGACCCAUUCAUUCUCAAUGAGGCAG
Bufo bufo (common toad) is the source of this 4623-nucleotide messenger RNA. RefSeq names its product RNA binding motif protein 19 (gene RBM19). Gene Ontology annotation, molecular function: RNA binding. The transcript has 25 exons. The record is from RefSeq and is a predicted model, not a curated record. NCBI's taxonomy places the organism in Eukaryota, Metazoa, Chordata, Amphibia, Anura, Bufonidae. The coding region runs from base 99 to 2804 and encodes 901 amino acids.